CCUCAUCCCAAACACAGUGUUAAUGAAAAAAGCAGAGCUACUUUGGCACUCUCUCGAUUCACUCUGCUCUCGUCUCUGGUUCUUGUUCUUCCACCGCCGCUUUCCACCCGCCAUUUUCAAGCCCUUAGCUUAGCUUACCUCCUACCGUCCCUAAAUGCUGUCCCAAUUAUCUUCUCUUUCCCUCUUUCAAUCCACUUCCCAGCUCCUGCUGCAUUGCUCCCCCGCCGCCGCAUCACAACCUCUUCGCAGCCUCCCUUCGGCCGCUGCCACCUUCCCAACUCCUAGAUUGCAGCCUCGCUUUCCUCUCUCGCUCAAUCGCCGAAUUCGCCUCGCUUCCGCUUCAAUGACCGCUGCUUCGCAGCUUCCUCGACGAUGGUUCCUUUCUCUCGUCGACUGAGCUAGACGGUUUUGCUGAUAUCGCCGGCAAAUUGGCUGAUGCUUCCGAGGAAGUCAUCCGAAAGUACUUCCGCAAGAAAUUCGAAAUUCUCGACAAGGACGAUCUGAGUGAGCUUUCGUUUUAGGUCUGAGUAGAGCUAUUAUUGAUUGCUCUCUCCAAUUUGCAAUCAGGGUAAACUUAUUCAUUUCAUUGCAGGUCCGGUGACGAUUGCCGAUAGAGCAGAUGAGGAAGCAAUGACUUCGAUCCUAUUGCAGCACUUCCCUUCUCAUGCAAUGUGAAGCUUUUGUUUGUCGAUUCUUUUGUCACUAUAACAAACAUUCGUUUGUUGAUUCCUUCUGUUGCUAUGUAUUAUCCAAGAGUUGUCAAGAUGAUAAGGAAGAUGUUGCAGAUGUUCAUGAAGGCAAAGCAGAAGAUGCAGAGCUGGAAUGAACUUCGAUAUGCAUACUGAAGAAGAUGGCAGAGAAGCGUGUUUCGGACUCGAAGAUGAUUCGUUGUAUGGGAAACGUUUCGAGCCUUCGUCCGGAACGCGUCGUUGUUUUUAGCAUUUAUCUACGUUGUAAUAAGAAGAGUAAAGUUAGUUUCAUUUCCACCUGUUGUUAUUAGCCACAUGCUGUGGUGAACUUUACUUACCGUUGAAACGGUAAAUUUGGAAAUGAAUAAAAACCAGAGAACCCCGAGCUGCUGCUCUUUGCGGGUUUCCGAUCAAAAACCUCAGCCCCUCUUGAUAUUUUCUACAUGGUAUCAAAGCUCCAGAUCUGAUUCUCGCUUCUGCCGGACAUGGCUGGUGCAUCUCCAUUUACUCCUCCUGGUAGCAGUCGUGCUACCGGUGGCACCGCCGGUGUCCAGUUUGGGAGCUUCGCUGAGAAUCAGAUGUCGGGUGGCCGAGGUGAGAUCCAAUUUGGAAACCCCUUUUACCUGAAUCCAAAUGAGAAUCUCUCUCAGUCUCUUGUUACUGAGCUUCUUGAUGGUAGCAACUAUUCUAUGUGGAGUCGUUCUAUGCGUUUGGCGCUGAAGACCAAGCACAAGCUGGGCUUCAUCGAUGGGUCUAUACAUGUCCCGCCUCCUGGCAGUGACAACUUCCAUUUGUGGGAUGGCUGUAACAUCAUUGUUCUCUGUUGGAUUGUUAAUUCCUUGAAAAAGGAAAUUGCUCGCAGUGUGAUGAAUCAUGAGAAUGCUCGCAUUCUGUGGGAGGAAUUGAAGAGACGAUUUGGUCAGCCAAAUGCCUUGCGCAUUAUUAAUCUCGAAGAUGAAUUUCAGGCUUGCAAGCAGGGUGGUCGCUCUAUCACUCAGUAUUACACUGAGGUCAAAGGGUUUUGGGAGGAUCUCCAGCAAUUUUCUCCUAUCGUGCCCUGUAUCUGUGCACCCAACAAUCUUAUUCCCUGUCCAGCUGUUGUUGCCUUUCAAACUAAGCAAGAAACAGAUUACUUAAUUUGCUUCUUGAGGGGGCUCAACAAGGAGUAUGAGAUGGUGAAAACCCAGUUACUUAUGAUGAAACCUUUGCCUACUGUUACCGCUGCUGUGGAUGAUUUGCUUCAACAUGAGCAAAAAUUGAAAGGGGAUCAGACCAAGUCUAAGGGUAGUCAGUCUGUAGCUCUGGCUGUUACCUCUCAGCAAGGAAGGGAUCAAUAUAAAGGGAAACAGGAGGCUGGUUCGGGCACAGGGAAACUGUUCUGCAGGUAUUGCAAGCGUACUGAUCAUAAUAUCAAGGAUUGUUGGAAGUUGAAGAAGAAAGAACAGGAGGCUGGUGGUUUUUCUGGAUCUGUUUCUACAGACAGUGCAGCUCUUUCUUCUGACAGCACUAGUAGCCUUUCUGAUGACAGUGUUAGUCCAACUAAAGUUGUCAAUGCCUUCUCUACAGAAGAAAUCACUCGUCUCAAGACCCUCUUGCAGUUUGGUAUUGAUGCUGGCCCCUUAUCACCUGGUAGCUCACCCAUGAUCAAUCCUAAGGCCUACUCUGUGGCACAAUUCUUACCUGCUUUCCCAAAUCAAGCUGGUAAGUUUGUUCUUUCCUCACACAGAACCUUGGAUGAAUCUGUUUUGAGAACCAUUUGGAUACUUGACACUAGGGCCUCAGAUCAUAUCACAUGCUCUUUAGAUCAUUUUGUUGAUUACACUGUGAUUCACAACACGUUUGUUUACUUGCCUAACAACCAAAGAGUCUUAGUAAGCCAUCUAGGAACAGUCCACUACCUUCUGGUCUAGUCCUCUACAAUGUCCUCCUAGUUCCCAGCUUCACAUUUAACCUCAUUUCUGUUAGCAAGUUAACCACAGAAUUACCUCUUUCUUUACACUUCCACUCUUCUGUAUGUGACAUGCAGGACCAACAGACCCAGAAGAGCAUUGGUUUGGCAAGACAAAGUAGAGGCUUAUAUCUACUCGACCUUUCUACCUUCGAGUCAUUUCCUUCAAUACUUCCCACUUCCUCUCCUCAGGGUGCCUUCACAUACAACCUACAACCACAAGACAUUAGCUUAUGGCACUGGCGUUUAGGUCACCCCAGUAGAGAUAGACUACAACUAUUUAUGAAGCAAAACAAUGUACCUCACAAUGAAUCUGUUUCUCAUUG
Molecule: messenger RNA, 2963 nt
Organism: Linum trigynum
Lineage: Eukaryota; Viridiplantae; Streptophyta; Magnoliopsida; Malpighiales; Linaceae
Source: the annotation of a GenBank genome assembly